AUGUCUAAGACGAAUACGCUGUUGAAUUAUUUCUCGUCGCCGAAGGCCGGUUCGCCGAGGGUGAACGGCGAUUCGUCGCCGAAGGUCGGUUCGCCGAGGGUGAACGGCGACUCGCCGGCCUCGAGGCCCAGGUCGCUUUCCCGUUCGAAAUCCAAGACCCCGAAGGGAAAACGAAAGAACAGAGAUUCAAAUGACAAUAAAUUGAAUGGUAAGGCGAAUGAUAAAGCAGAUAAUAAGGCGAAUGGUAAGACAAACGGUAAGGCAAAUGGAAAAGCAUACGGUAAAAUGGCAGAUGAAAGAAGUAAGGAGCGAAAAAGAUCGUUGGAGGAUCUUGACGACGAGGACGACGAGGACGACGAUGAGGAUGAUAACGAGAAUGAUGAAAACGAUGUGAGUAUCGAUGAGAAGGAAAUGGUUACACCAAAACCUAAUAAAAGAAGAAGGAUAAUUGUUCCAGAAGAUAAUACCGAUGAUUCUGAAAAUGAUUACGAACCAGAAAAUUCAGAAGAAUCGGAUGCAUCCGAAGAAUCAUUUUCCGAGGAAGUAGAAGAAGACGAAUCUCCAAAGAAAAAACCAAAAAUGUCCGUAAAUAAGAAAUCCGCAGUAAAAAUAAUUGGAAAAAAAUCAGCAUCUAAAAAUGAUUCGAUAUUAAACAAUCAAGAGCAGCCAACUGCAAAAGCAUCGGAUACACAAUCAUGGCCACAUUUGAAAUACGAUUUCUUACAGCCGGAUAAAAUUAAAGACAAUAAGAAACGUCCGCCUAGUCAUCCAGAUUAUGAUCCGAAAACGGUUUAUGUUCCACCGGACUUCUUGAGUACACAGACACCGGCCAUGAAUCAGUGGUGGUUAUUGAAAACAAAUCAUUUCGACUGUGUAUUAUUUUUCAAAGUUGGUAAAUUUUAUGAGUUGUAUCAUAUGGAUGCUGUUACUGGAGUUAAAGAACUUAGCUUGUCUUUUAUGAGGGGAGAGUUUGCACAUUCGGGUUUUCCGGAAAUUGCUUAUGGACGUUUUUCCGCCAGUCUAAUCGAAAGAGGCUACAAGGUGGCAAGAAUCGAACAGACGGAAAAUCCAGAAAUGAUGAGUCAACGAUGCGCUAAAAUGUCAAGACCAUCAAAGUUCGAUAAAGUUGUUAAACGUGAAAUUUGCCAAAUUAGCAGCAAAGGAACAAGAGCCUAUACCGCUCAAGAUGCCGAGCCAUCGGUCGCAGCAUCUUCGUAUUUAUUGGCUAUUGUUGAAAAGCGCAUACCUAACGAAACUCGAUCAGCCUACGGUGUCUGCUUUAUCGAUACAACCAUCGGUGAAUUUAAUCUUGGACAAUUUCAAGACGAUAGUUAUAAUUCUAGACUGUUAACUUUACUAGCGCAUUAUCCACCAGCUCAUAUUAUUUAUGAGCGCGGCAAUUUAACCAGAAUGACUUUGACAAUACUCAAUAAUUUAUUGCCCAGUGCUAUGAAAGACGCCUUACAGAAGAAUAGCGAAUUUUGGACGUCUACAAAAGUUUUGCAGACCUUGCACGAGGAUGGGUAUUUCAAGAAUGACAAUGAUUCUAAUUUUUCGUGGCCUAAAGGCUUACAAUCAUACUUAAAUAGAGGUGAUAGUUUAGGGCUCACUGCUUCGGAAGAAAAAGAACUAGCAGUCACAGCCUUAGGUGGCUGCGUAUAUUUACUCAAAGAGUACAAGUUGGAUCAUCAAUUAUUAUCGCAGGGCCGAUUUAAAAGUUAUGUUCCUCCAGAUUUCUCUAUCGAUUCUCAAUCCAACGAAACGAAUUUCGCUUAUAAUAUGGUCUUGGAUGCUAUGACCAUAAAUAAUUUGCGAGUUCUUGGUAACGAUGGGUCCUUAAUUAAAACAUUAGAUAAUUGUUGCACCGCAUUUGGUAAACGUCUAUUACAAGAAUGGAUAUGUAGACCUUCUUGUCGUAAAGCAGUUAUUAUCGAGCGCCAAGAAGCUGUGACGCAAUUAUUGGAUAAUCCAGAUGUUGUCCAAGAAGUUCGAAGCAAAUUAAGUCGCUUACCAGAUCUCGAACGUUUGCUAAGCAAAAUUCACUCGCAAGGAAAUACAGCAAAAUCACCAAAUCACCCGGACAGACGUGCUAUAUUAUUCGAGGGUCAAACUUAUUCGAAAAGGACGAUCGUUCAAUUUAUAACUGCGCUCAAUGGCUUCGAAGAAGUCAUAAAUAUAAUCAAAUGCUUCGAUGAUUUUACUAAUCCAUUGAUUAAUAAGUGCACAAAAUUGGAACCAGAAGGCAAUUUCACCGAAUUGAAGGAAACCUUAGAUAAUUUUAAAAUGUCAUUUGAUCACGAAGAAGCUAAAAAGGAGGGUUUCAUUGUCCCUAAAGAAGGCGUUGAUAGUGAUUACGAUGCUGUUUUGCUCGAACUUGCCGACAUUAAGAAAGAAUUACAAGAUUAUCUAGUUAAGCAGAAAAGACAUUUCGGUGUGUCAAUACAAUUCUGUGGAAGCGGCCGUAAAAAGUAUCAAAUCGAAGUUCCAGAGAGUCAAAUUAAAAAAGUUGGAAGUGGUUACGAAUUGCAAGGAUCGAGAAAAGGAUUCAAAAAAUAUUAUACAAAUGAAGCAAAGGAUCUUCUUGCAAGGGAAAUCGCCGCCGAGGAACAAAAGGACAAGGUUUUGAAAAACAGUAAUGGAAAGAUCUUUAGCAAAUUCAGCGAGCUGUAUGACAAAUGGAGUAAGGCUACUUACAAUAUAGCAGUUUUAGAUUGUUUAAUAUCCUUCUCCGAAUAUGCUCGUAGUUGCGAUACUUGCGUUCCAAUAAUUCUCGACGAUGUUAAUAAUGAAAAGAUUUUUAUUGAGAUAAUAGAUGGCAAACAUCCAUGCAUCGUUUCCGAUAAUUUCAUCCCCAAUGACACGUCAAUAGCGAGUGGUGAAGCAGCUCCAUUAAUGAUUUUGACUGGACCGAAUAUGGGAGGUAAAUCAACGGUGAUGCGUCAAGUUGGACUUAUUACAAUAAUGGCACAAAUUGGAUGUCAUGUGCCAGCCAGUGCUUGCAGAUUAACCUUAGUCGAUCGUAUCUUUACGCGAAUUGGAGCAAAUGAUGAUAUUAUGGCUGGUCAAAGUACAUUCUUAGUGGAAUUAAGUGAAACUGCGGCCAUACUUCAGCAUGCAACAAAGUAUUCUCUAGUCCUUCUCGACGAAUUAGGCCGUGGCACGUCGACUUAUGAUGGAACUGCCAUUGCUGCGUCAGUAGUAGAAGCUCUUACAAAAACUAAAUGCAGAACGAUAUUUUCCACUCAUUAUCAUUCCCUUGUCGAGGAUUAUAAAACGAACAAUAAUGUUUCUCUCGCUCACAUGGCCUGCAUGGUGGAGAAUGAAGAUGAAGAUAAAAUAAGCGAGGAGAAUGUUACUUUCUUAUACAAAUUGAGCGAGGGUGCAUGUCCGAAGUCUUAUGGUUUUAAUGCUGCCAGGUUGGCUGGAGUACCGGUUAACAUAGUUAAACGAGCUCACGACAUUGCAACAAAAUUAGAAACUGAAGUGAAUCUUCGACAUGCAUUUGUUUCAUUGUGCACCUUAAAAGAUAAUUCCUCCAUUAUACCUUUAUUGCGAAAGACUCUGUUUUGAAAAUAUUAAUUUUUAUUUUUAUAAUAAUUUAAUUAGUUCCUCUUCUCGAGCGUUUUAUGUACGUUAAGUGUUCUGUGUUAAAAUCAUUCGUGUUUAAAUCGUUCUUACAUUUUUUACCGUUAUUUAUUCGAUUUUAAAUGAGAAUACGCAUAUCACAUAAUGUAAUAGUAUAAGCCAACUGUUUUAAAGUAUUAA
Messenger RNA from Ceratosolen solmsi marchali, 3765 nucleotides. RefSeq names its product DNA mismatch repair protein Msh6 (gene Msh6). Gene Ontology annotation, biological process: mismatch repair. The transcript has 19 exons. The coding region runs from base 1 to 3570 and encodes 1189 amino acids. Lineage: Eukaryota; Metazoa; Arthropoda; Insecta; Hymenoptera; Agaonidae. Gene Ontology annotation, molecular function: ATP binding; ATP-dependent DNA damage sensor activity; mismatched DNA binding. The record is from RefSeq and is a predicted model, not a curated record. Gene Ontology annotation, cellular component: MutSalpha complex; nucleus.